GUUUUGAAUGCGUUACACAUAGGCAAACUAAAAGUAGCUCCUUUGAAAUAAACCAAUAGAGGAGAGGCUGUGUACAUAGUUAUUAGCGUCUAAUAAAUCUUAUGUCAAGAAAUUUAAGAGCUGCAACCAACUAUUCACGUUUUACUGAGCGUCUUGCACCAGCGAAUAAUGAGCGAAACACAAUUCCUGAAUUCCGCUAUUGAAACAGAUUCUAACUUCAAAUCUCCCCAUUUAAGCACAAGUUGCUCCCAUUUGCCCGUCAAAUUCACUAUCUAUGAACCGGACGCAGAAGACUCAGAUGAUUCCCAUCGCCUAGCUCAAGUAUCUAUAUCGAAUAAUAUGGUUGAUACGAAAGCUAUUGGCGACCCGUUCGACGAUAAUGAAGGUAAACGCUCGGUUAUGUCAAGUGUCCUUGGACCUUAUGUUCUCAAAAACACUCUAAGCAAUUCAUUCGCCUCCAUACCCAAUCACAUAAGAUCUGGAGAAUAUAAAAACAAGCAAUAUAAUACUAGUAAACAAUCUUGUCAAAAUAAUGCAAUAAAUUCUCUGCUUACAUCCAAAACAAGUUUGUCAUCAUCAUCGAUAAUUGGCUCGCAUAAAUUACAUCAAAGUAGUCAAAAUAUUCCAUUGAUUGGUCUGCGCUCCAAUUCCAACUUGACUAUAUCAUCAUUGUCAACAGUUCAAAGCCGUCAUAUUGUCGAGUCCAGUUCUACAAGUGCAUUGUCCAAUCAAAAUGUUUCAAAGCCAAGUCGAUCUCGACCUAGACGUUUUGCAAAUCUUUACAGCUCAUUAACUCCAUCCUACCGAACGAAAUUGGAACAAUUUCGACGUAUUUUUCGUGAUACUCCUGUUGAUACUGAACGACUACUUGUAGAUUAUUCAUGUGCUUUAUCUAAGAAUAAUAAUGGUCUAUUACUGCAAGGUCGAAUGUACAUUACUGAAACAUGGGUGUGCUUUUACUCAAAGAUUCUAUACGAACAGAAAAUAUUUUUGGCCGUCAAUGAGAUCGUUGCAAUUACCAAAGAGAAAACCGCUCGUGUUAUACCAAAUGCAAUCCAAAUUUUAUAUUCUAAAAAUCAUGAACGAUUUUUCUUCACAUCAUUCGCUUCCAGAGAACGAUCUUAUGCAAUAUUACGCAAAGUUUGGGAAAAUUGUCGUAAUCAUCAGACAAUGAGUAUUGAUGAAAUAUUACAACAAAUACGUGAUAUGUAUGGUGAUUAUAGUUUAGCUAUGGUUGAAGAUGAAGAAGAUACAGAUGGUGAUGCUGAAUUAGUGCCGACUACUUUUCCUCAUAUGCCGCGAACUUUAUCCGAUUCAUCUCUGUCUUCACAACUCACUGGUCGAUCGAAGUCGGCUUCACUUGAAGAUGUGUGCCAUUCGGAUCAACCAGUUAAUCUCGAUCGCUCUUCUAAAUGUUCCGUACUAGGAACUACGGAUGAUGAAUUAAAAGUUGUAUCCGAUGCUGAUAUUCCUUUUAAACAUGUUCCAUCCUUUUCAGAUCCGAGUCACUUCAGUACAAUUGGGGAUGAACCACAGUCUCAACAACUAAACACUAUCAAACGUUGUCCUACCCCUGAAGUUAAAUGUCAUUUAACAUCAGGAACUACACCUAAUGAAGUUAUGUCAGAUAGCUUUCAAGUGCCUCAUAAAUCUGUAAAAGAGAAAAAGAAACGUACGCGAAAAAAGCGUCUCGGAUCUCACCAUCAUGAUGAAGUAUCUAGUUCAAAACUAAUGCAACUUAAUUACUUAAAUACUCAGGACCCGUCACUUCCAGAUACAUCUGUAGUAAGUUCUACGGAACCUAUCACAUGUGGUCCAGGUCACGAUCAUCCAGGUAGAGUGUAUACAAACACUGACAUUCCAUUGAAUGUUAACGCCUUAUUUCAAUGUAUUUUCACGGAUUCGGAAUUCUUCUCGCGAUUCAGUGAACAUCGUGGUACAUUUGGAAUGAUUCAAUCUCCAUGGCCAAUAUUUAAGUGGUCUAGUCCCUCAGAAUGUUUAAAUCAGUUAGAAACUUCUAGUAAAAUUGAAAGAACUAUUACCUAUACACUAACAUUAAAACAGAAACUCGGCCCAAGAACAUGCACGGCAGUAGAACAACAGACUCUUCUCUCAAGUGAAUCCAUAUCUGGGAAAAGAUAUAUCAUUGAUGCUAAAGUUACAAAUCAUGCUGUACCACUAAGUAAUUGUUUCUAUGUAGUUAGUCGUUAUUGUUUAUUGUAUGUAAAUCGUACAACUAGCCGACUACACGUUAGUUCACAAGUUAUUUAUGAGAAACCAGUGUUUUUUGGAGCAAAAAGUAUCAUAGAAAACACUUGUCAUUCUGGUCUUUCGGAUUUCUUUGAUACAAUAACUAUUAAAUUAAAAGAAUUCUCUACAAAUUUAUCCUUAGAAGAACGUCUAACCGGUGGUUGGUUAGCACAACAGAGAGGAUGCUUAAACAAUAUUACUCCUUCGUUAAAUCCAUCAAAUAUUCAAAAUAAUCCACUAUUAAUUCAAAGUGUUAAUGGUAAUCAGAAUAAUCGUAAACUUAAUAAAGCUGAUACAUUGUUUACAGGGAAUGUAAACAGUAGUAAAGUUCCUGCAUCACGAUAUUCUGAUCAAGCGAAAUCAUCUAUAUUCAACAACUGUAUAAAUGAUAAUGCAAAUGUUAAAAAACAAAAUAAAACUACACUAUUCGGGUCUGGUGAUAUGACUUACUUAUUUAUGCGUCCAGAUCGUGCUUGGUUAUUACUAGUUGUUAUGUAAGUGGUAUUUUUGCGCAAGUAUUUUUUUGUGUGUUAAAUUCACUUCGAAAGUUUCCUAAUAAAUUAUUGGUCAGAGAAAGAGGUUUAUUAUUUUGUUCCACUUAUUCCCCAUGUGUGUGCUACUAAUGUUGACAGAUAUAAGUAGUAUUUAUCAUCAGUCAAAGUGAAAUGUCUGGAGGCAGAAGACCAAAGAAAAGAGGACGAAAACAAAGUGAUUGGUGUGAAAGAAUGAAGUCCGAGACGAUUGACUGAUAUUCGCAAAAAGAACAGUCAGGUGUGAGGCAAUUAAUUAACAUUCUGCAAACUAAGUAUUUACUGUAUGGUUCUCAGAUGUUCUGUAAUUUUGUGUUCACAUACACUCGAUUGUCCUUACUUGUGUUCUCAGGGAUUCUUUCCUCAUUUAUCAGUAAAAUAUUCGAAGUAUUUAUGAGCUAAUGAAUAGAGCAGUAAAUUAAUGACUGAAACACUCAUCUCUUAAGCAGAAAAGUUACGGGUUCUAACCUCACCGCAUCACUAUCCCUAUACAAUUUAACUCAAAAGAGUACAUAAACAUGUACUUAGUGGUUGUUUGAUACGACGUACUGCUGUAUAACAGAUAAUCAAUAUGAAGACUUAUUUUCUUAAUUCAUUGUUCAAACGGCCGAAUCGACUAAUACGCCACAUGAAUGGAAGACAUGUAGUGGUAGAAGUUUGUCAUUAUGUUGUUUCAAUUAAUCGUAGAUACAUCAAAAAACUAUGUAACCCAUGUAGCAGUUGUGGAAAAUUCUUUAUUUGAUUAGAAUUCAGUAUUAUUGUGUAUAUUCAAACAUAUAACGAAUAAAGAGACUAUUUUUAGAUAAUUCGACUAAUAAUCUUUUUUUAUAGGACUAUUUAAUCAGUGCUGUAUCAUAAACUAAAUUAACUUGUACCCCUUUUACUCCAUAUUUCAAUUUCAAGUCAGUUUCUAUCUACUGUAUUCGGUGUUUCCCUUCUCAUACAUACAACCAUUCUUAUUAAUGAAUACAUCUGUUCACAGAAUACUUCAUUUGAAAGAGCCGCAUAAGUUUUUGUGACUUCAUUAUGGACUCAAUGAGUGAGGCGUACUUCAUUACGUUAGACUUUUGAAGUCGAUUUGUUAUCAUACCUUGUGGAAACUAUUAUACCCAUGAAUUGACAAUCGCCAGAUUGUUGUAUUUGCAUUUCACAUGACUGUACCUACUCGAAACAUAUUCCGAUGUACUUAUAAAUUCAGGGGUUACAAAGCAAUGGACAAGGAUUCAUAGUAGUGAACCAACUUUAAUUUUGAUGAGAUAACAAAACUGCUUUUACGAAAUCAAUGAAUCAGAAAAAGAUGUUCAUUUUCUCAAAUUGUAUUCACAUUGGUUUGGCUGGCUGAUUAAAUAUAGGGAUUUAAAGCAUUAAUUUUUUUCCACACUUAAUAAUACUUCAUUUCGCCCAAAACUAUAUAUAUUUCUAUACCAUUAAUUUUCUGAAAUCAGUCAUUGAAUCUUCCUUGUUGCAUUUUCUCUUUCACAGAGGUCUAUUACUUUGCUUAUUCUUAUCAAUGGUAUAUAAUCGGCUAGUAGUUUUAGAAAAACUAGCGGAACAAUUUCCUCCUCUAUCAGCUCAUGAUCGGAAUCAUUUUCAUGAUCUGUUUGGAACAUCACCACAAGAAGAUCGAGGAUCUAUACCAAUUUACAAGGAUCAUUUAGCUUCAAAAUCACCUGAAUGGGCAAGAACACGAUUAAAAGUGAUGAAAGAUCUCAUACACCUGUUAUCUAAAACACUUAUACAGAUGCAGCAGACAUUAACUCAAGUACAACAGGGUAUAGAACUUCUAGAAUUCCCACCAUCUAACUUGGAGGAUAAUAUCAAGACAAGUAUGAAUGUGAAGACUCCGACAAAUACAGAUACGAAUUGUCCAGAUACUCAAACUAAACAUGUACCUUAAUGAUUAUCAUCACCAGGCAAUUUUGGAUGUAUCUUUUAUUUUUCUUACUUAUAAGCUAACUAACUAGUCAGUACUAUGUUUAUUAAUUGCUGAAUGUAAGAUAAUCAGUCAAUACUUCAGUUGAUUUAUCAUACAAUUACCAGAAAAUAUUGAUGUUUUUUUUUAACUUUUUGGAACUGUGAUAAUUUACGUUGUUUACAUGUUAAUAAUGGUUAACCUACUGUAUUGUUUUGUAUUAUUUCGCUAUUGGUCUUUUCUUCAUUCCAAUGAGCGAAUUCUUUUCUAUGUAAGGGUAUAUUAUAUUCCUUAUCAGAAAAUGGACACACUACUAAUAUUACUUAACAUUUAUUAUUAAAUCCACAUUUUGUUCAAUUUGCCCUUCACUUUUCCUAGAUUUAUUAUCAAUUCUCAUUACACUGGGCUCUUUCUUUCUUUCUUUCUUUCUACACUCAUGAUAAUUAUGCUGAUCUUUCCAUCUCAACAACAAAAAAUACUAUUUUUAAGUUG
Molecule: messenger RNA, 5184 nt
Organism: Schistosoma curassoni
Lineage: Eukaryota; Metazoa; Platyhelminthes; Trematoda; Strigeidida; Schistosomatidae
Source: the annotation of a GenBank genome assembly